GUGACCGACUGCAGAGGCCGCGCCAUCUCCCCCGCCCGAGGUCUGUGCGCUCCGCCGCAGGGUGCAGACCCCGGGAUCCUGCUCCGGUUCGGGGCGCCAGAGCAGAGGCGGAGACAGGGCGGAGCCAGUGCGCCGCGUCCCCAGUACCCUAGAAACGAAACCGAAAGAGGGGCUGGGGAGGAAGGGCGGAGACCGCCUCAGGCACCGCCCCCAGCCCUGCGCGGCAGCCGGACCGACAGGCGCGCCCAGGUAGGGGGGCGGCUGAGCUGCGGAGCGCGGACCCUCGCUGGAACCCGCGCCGCCGCCACCAUGUCUCAGGAAGGUGUGGAGUUGGAGAAGAGCGUCCGGCGCCUCCGGGAGAAGUUUCAUGGCAAGGUAUCCUCCAAGAAGGCGGGGGCUCUGAUGAGGAAAUUCGGCAGCGACCACACAGGUGUGGGGCGCUCCAUAGUGUACGGGGUGAAGCAGAAAGAUGGGCAGGAACUGAGUAACGACUUGGAUGCCCAGGACCCACCAGAGGACAUGAAGCAGGACCAGGACAUCCAGGCAGUGGCAACCUCCCUCCUACCACUGACAGAAGCCAACCUCCGCAUGUUCCAACGUGCCCAGGAUGACCUCAUCCCUGCUGUGGACCGGCAGUUUGCCUGCUCUUCCUGUGACCAUGUCUGGUGGCGCCGUGUACCCCAGAGAAAAGAGGUAUCCCGGUGCCGCAAAUGCCGGAAACAUUAUGAGCCGGUGCCAGCUGACAAAAUGUGGGGCCUGGCUGAGUUCCACUGCCCAAAGUGUCGGCACAACUUUCGGGGCUGGGCACAGAUGGGGUCCCCAUCCCCCUGCUACGGGUGUGGCUUCCCCGUGUAUCCAACACGGAUCCUACCUCCGCGCUGGGACCGGGACCUGGAUCGCCGCAGUACCCACACUCACUCCUGCUCAGCAGCUGACUGCUACAACAGGCGAGAGCCCCAUGUGCCUGGAACAUCCUGUGCACACCCCAAGAGCCGGAAGCAGAACCACUUGCCCAAAGUCCUCCACCCCAGCAACCCCCAUAUCAGCAGUGGCUCUACCGUAGCCACCUGCCUGAGCCAGUGUGGCCUCCUGGAAGACCUGGACAACCUUAUCCUUGAGGACCUGAAAGAAGAGGAGGAAGAAGAGGAAGAGGGCAGCGGGCACAGGGAGUGACCCCUGCCAGGUGCAGAUACAAAUCAGACAUAGAUACUUUGUCUUGUUAUAAAAUUUGAUCUCAAA
Nycticebus coucang (slow loris) is the source of this 1239-nucleotide messenger RNA. RefSeq names its product shiftless antiviral inhibitor of ribosomal frameshifting (gene SHFL). Gene Ontology annotation, molecular function: sequence-specific mRNA binding; ribosome binding. The record is from RefSeq and is a predicted model, not a curated record. The transcript is spliced from 8 exons. Bases 310 to 1173 code for a protein of 287 amino acids. Lineage: Eukaryota; Metazoa; Chordata; Mammalia; Primates; Lorisidae. Gene Ontology annotation, biological process: innate immune response; viral translational frameshifting.